AUGCAGCCCAAAAGCCUCAGGACAGACGCGCGCGCGAAGCUCCACUCCAAUCCUGGAUUUUGUCUUUCUUUCUUUGAGAGCACGCACCGUCCUGGAUUGGAGUGGAGCUCGACGGCCCAGCGUCUGGGGCUCCCGUUCGCUGGAGUUGGCCCAUCAAAGCGGUCCUGCAUAACGCAGGCGACCCGCUGCUCAUGCCGGAUCGCCCAGAGGCAGCAGGCGUCGCGCGAGCGCGACCCAGUAGGUCCACCGAGAGGCAACGUGAGGGUAGCGCGCAGGUUCGUGGUCCGGCAGGCCCCCGGCGGCGAGUGGGAGGCCGAGGAGCACGCGGUCGAGUACGACACGGAGGACAGCCUCGACGUCCUCCACUUCCAGAUCUUCUCCCUCACCUCCGUCUCGCCCGACCUCCAGAAGAUCGUGGUGGAGGCUGAUGGGUCCGUUGUGGACGACGGCACCGACCUGGAGUCCAUUUCUAAGGGCCUCCGCCUCGUGUCUAUCGACGAGGGGGAAGACGCGGACGCGGCUGCGGCUGCAGUGACAAGGGCACAGGAGAAGUCUGACGACGAGCUCGUGGGGAUGAUUCAGGUGUUAGUUAGUUGGAAUCGCCCAGCGCAUGGACUUGCCAAGUGCAGGACGUAUGCAUCGCUUCAACAGAAGUCCAUAUGCAAACACCCCCCGGGCUUCCUGGCCUAUCCUGUAAGCCUAUUCAGCUUUGCACCAGGAGCCCCAAAUAAGAUUACGGUUCGUUAUGUGUCGCAGCGAACAACAUGGAAGUAUCUAAAAGGUCAUCAUGCUGGUGAAGGAGAGGUCUGGGCUACGAAAAAAAGAGGUGGUCACUCUAGCAAGAAUGAUAUAAUAUUCCAAGAUGCAUUAUAUGAGUCAUGGUGAAAACAUAUUUGCAAUAAAGCCACUGAGAUCUCAAUCUGGUUGGUUGUCAUAUGUAAAGCCUUGAUGAGUUCAUCUUUUCAGCCUUCCACCGCAGGAAACUGAAAGAUGUCCGGAGCAAAUGCAAAAUGUAUCUAGAAAAGUGCACGAAUGUACGAAUCUUUUAUAUCUAGCUAUUGAUGCAUAAUUUUGUUGAAAAUGAUUCUCUUCAUAUUCACCAACCGCAAAUCUCUAAUCAUGUACACAUUAUUGUUGUCUGCGAAAUCUCGAAUCAUGUAUACAUUAUUGUU
Molecule: messenger RNA, 1172 nt
Organism: Brachypodium distachyon (stiff brome)
Lineage: Eukaryota; Viridiplantae; Streptophyta; Magnoliopsida; Poales; Poaceae
Exons: 7
Coding region: 1-885 (294 amino acids)
Source: RefSeq, a predicted model, not a curated record